Molecule: messenger RNA, 887 nt
Organism: Polyodon spathula (Mississippi paddlefish)
Lineage: Eukaryota; Metazoa; Chordata; Actinopteri; Acipenseriformes; Polyodontidae
Product: guanylyl cyclase-activating protein 2-like
Exons: 4
Coding region: 145-732 (195 amino acids)
Biological process (GO): visual perception
Cellular component (GO): cone photoreceptor outer segment; photoreceptor inner segment
Molecular function (GO): calcium ion binding; calcium sensitive guanylate cyclase activator activity
Source: RefSeq, a predicted model, not a curated record
AACCUAAUUAUCUAUAUAAGCUUGUUUUACGUGUGUUGGUAAGCAGCCUUUGAGACUCGAUACACAAUCUCAACAUAUCACUUACUGCAUCUCUGCGUCUGUUCGCUCCGUGAAGUUCAGCACCAAGGACAGAGAGAAAGCGCGAUGGGACAGUCGCAGUACCGCACUUCACACAUGGAAGAGGUUGAUGUAGCUGACCUACAGGAAAUGUACAAAAAGUUUGUGGUAGAAUGUCCAAGCGGGGCGUUGUUUUUGCACGAGUUUAAACAUUUUUUUGGAAUCGAUGCGAGCGGGGAAGCGGCCGACUAUGCAGAAAGCAUGUUCAGAGCAUUUGAUAAAAACGGGGAUAACACCAUCGAUUUUUUGGAAUAUGUAGCCGCAUUAAAUCUCGUAUUGAGAGGGAAACUUGAACAUAAACUGAGAUGGUCCUUCAAAGUCUAUGAUAAAGAUGGCAACGGAUGCGUGGACAAGGCUGAACUACUGGAGAUUAUCGAGGCUAUUUAUAACCUGAAAAAGGAUACCACCUGCUAUUCGGGUGCCCAGCUCCUUACACCAGAAGAAGUCUGUGAAAGAAUUUUCCAGCUGGUGGAUGAAAAUAAAGAUGGAACACUUUCACUUGAUGAAUUCAUCAAAGGGGCACAGAAAGACAAGUGGGUGAUGAAGAUGCUACAGUUGGACAUGCAUCCCUGCAGCUGGGUUAUUGAACAAAGAAGAAAGAGUGCAAUGUUCUGAUGCCUAAAUCAAGGAGACAUGCAGUUAGAUUUCUUGUUUUCAAAAGACUUACUAAAGCAUGUGGAUAUUUUCUUACAUAAUAAAGGACUGGAGAAACUUUAGAUAACAAACAGUUUGAUAUCUGUUCAAUGACUUCUUUAUAAUGCUAUCUGAGG